AUUUGAUUAUCAAAUACUCAAAAUUUCAUCUUAAGGAACCCUAGCCCUCCCCGUAACAGUGUGCUUAUUAUCACUUCACUCACUGUCACCCCCGCGGAAAAAAACGAUGGACUCUCCCCCACCAGAACUCUCCGAUCCCAACAAUGUCACCUCCUCCGACUAUUCGCCGGAUAGCCACCAAUCUCCGCCGCCGGAACCUCCAUUCUCCGACUCCCAGCUCGACGACACUCUCGACUCUCAGCCCGAACCCUACCAACCCGACCCAACACCUCCCACCGCCAACGCCCUCCCACCUCCCAAGAAGCGCCGCCGUCGGAAAAAACAGUUCCCGGAGAUGAUCUCCUCCGCCGCCGCAGUCAACGGCCUCCGAGUCCUCCGCGCCCGAGAAAAAUCGAACGACUCCGCCGUCGAGAUCGACGACGCUCCGUCUAAGAAUCGCCGCCGCCGGAGAACCUCCGAUCUUUCCAAAGAAGUCGACAUUGAAGCCCUAAUCGCGAUCUCCGUCGGAUUCCCAGUCGAUUCCCUCACGGAAGAGGAAAUCGAAGCCAAUGUCGUUUCGCAGAUCGGUGGAAUUGAGCAAUCGAACUAUAUCGUCGUUCGGAACCACAUUCUCGCGCGGUGGCGAUCGAAUGUGUCGGUUUGGAUGACUAAAGAUCAUGCCUUGGAGUCGAUUCGAGCUGAGCAUCGAGGGCUUGUGAGCUCUGCUUACUCUUUCUUGCUCCAGCAUGGUUACAUCAAUUUUGGCCUCGCUUCGGCCAUUAAAGAAGCCAAAUUGAAGCCCCCGGAGGGUUUCACGAAGAAGAAUGUGAUCGUUGUUGGGGCUGGACUCGCCGGAUUGGUCGCCGCGAGGCAAUUGAUCUAUUUAGGGUUUAAGGUUGUGGUUUUGGAAGGUCGAAUUCGUCCCGGUGGCCGAGUCCGAACGAAGAAGAUGAGCGGCGGAAAAGGACUAGUGGCUGCUGCUGACCUUGGUGGGAGUGUUCUCACCGGAAUCAAUGGCAACCCACUUGGAGUUCUUGCUAGGCAAUUGGGUUUUCCACUUCAUAAGGUGAGAGAUAUAUGCCCACUUUACUUACCUGAUGGAAAAACUGUGAAUUCAGAAAUUGAUUCUCGUGUUGAAGUUUCAUUCAAUAAAUUGUUAGAUAGGGUCUGCAAACUUAGGCAAGCAAUGAUGGAGGAAGUUAAAUCAGCAGAUGUUUCCUUAGGGACCGUGCUCGAAGCUUUUCGGUGCGUUUAUAAGGUUGCUGAUGAUCCCCAAGAGCGAAUGCUCUUAAAUUGGCAUCUUGCAAAUUUAGAGUAUGCUAACGCUACGUUGAUGUCCAAUUUGUCAAUGGCAUUUUGGGAUCAGGAUGAUCCCUAUGAGAUGGGUGGCGAUCAUUGUUUCAUUCCUGGAGGGAAUGAGAGGUUUAUCCGGGCUUUGGCAGAGGAUUUACCCAUUUUUUAUGACCGGACAGUGGACAGUGUUAGGUAUGGAGUUGAUGGGGUUUUGGUGUAUGCUGGUGGGCAAGAAUAUAGGGGAGACAUGGUACUUUGUACCGUGCCAUUGGGUGUGCUCAAGAAGGGAUCUAUUGAGUUUGUCCCUGAUCUCCCACAACGAAAAAAAGAUGCUAUCGAGAGAUUAGGAUUUGGGUUGCUAAAUAAGGUUGCAAUGUUGUUUCCAUAUGAUUUUUGGGGUGGGGAGAUUGAUACUUUCGGGCAUUUGACAGAGGACUCAAGUAUGAGGGGUGAAUUCUUUUUGUUUUACAGCUAUUCUUCUGUAUCGGGAGGGCCACUUCUUGUAGCUCUUGUUGCCGGAGAGGCUGCGAUUAAAUUUGAAAAGAUGUCCCCAGUGGACGCCGUGGGAAGGGUUUUGGACAUAUUAAGGGGUAUAUUUAACCCAAAAGGGAUUUCUGUUCCCAAUCCACUUCAGGCGGUUUGUACCCGUUGGGGGCAAGAUCAGUUUGCACAUGGAUCUUACUCAUAUGUUGCAAUCGGUGCUUCAGGUGAUGAUUAUGAUAUUCUAUCAGAGAGUAUUGGAGAUGGGAGAGUGUUCUUUGCUGGAGAGGCAACUAACAAGCAGUAUCCAGCAACAAUGCACGGAGCUUUUCUCAGUGGGAUGAGAGAGGCUGCUAACAUAUUGAGAGUUGCUAAGAGGAAGUCUUUGGUUACAGCAGAAAAAUCAAAUAAUCUCAAUGCUGAAAGUGAUGAUGUUGUGAAAUUGUUUGAAAUCCCUGACCUUAAAUUUGGUAGCUUUUCUGUUUUGUUUGAUCCCAGGUCAAAUGAUCUUGAAUCUGUGUCUUUAUUACAAGUUGCAUUAAAAGGUGAGAAAUUGGAUUCUGGUUGUCUACAUCUUUAUGGCUUGAUCCAAAGAAAGCAGGCUAUUGAACUGAGCAAGGUGAAUGGAGAUGUUAGCAGGAUGAAGUUGUUGAAUUGUGAGUUUCGGGUGAGGUUGGUCGGGAGACAAAGUCUGUGUAGCGCUGCGGAAUCUCUUAUCGCAUGCGUCAAAUCAGCUUGAUCCAGCUUAAAUUGAGAAUUCAAACACGAUGACAAGUUUGCAGAAGUUUUCCUAAUGGCUUUAAGCAAUAGGUAGCAGUGGUAAACUCACUUGGGAGUUUCUUUCUGUUCAAAUGUGAUUGACUUGCAGAGAGCUCUUGGAUGAUUUGGUUUAUCUUCAGGAUAUAUGACUCUUGUUGAACUAAAAGCCUGCUUUGUCUGUACAGUAGUGGUGCAUUUUAGAGUUUACAUUAUUAUUGGGUUCAAAAGAGAUGCAUAAUUGGUUCCAUUUUAAAAUGCCUACAACUUGGUGACAGGAACGCUGAGAUUUAUCUCAAUGCAGUUUAUUUUCUUUGCCCACAUUGUUGUACAUUUGUCUUUGUGGAGUAUAUGAUAAAUCACCAUUAUUCUCUUCA
Camellia sinensis is the source of this 2885-nucleotide messenger RNA. It is a transcript of the gene LDL1, whose product is annotated as LSD1-like 1. Gene Ontology annotation, cellular component: nucleus. Gene Ontology annotation, molecular function: oxidoreductase activity; protein binding. The record is from RefSeq and is a predicted model, not a curated record. Lineage: Eukaryota; Viridiplantae; Streptophyta; Magnoliopsida; Ericales; Theaceae.